This is a messenger RNA of Umbelopsis ramanniana AG, 616 nucleotides long. RefSeq lists its product as uncharacterized. The record is from RefSeq and is a predicted model, not a curated record. The coding region runs from base 157 to 585 and encodes 142 amino acids. The transcript has 6 exons. Lineage: Eukaryota; Fungi; Mucoromycota; Umbelopsidomycetes; Umbelopsidales; Umbelopsidaceae.
GCAGAACACGACUACUUCACAACCACCAAAGAAAAGAAGAGGCCGGCCUCCGAAACGUCUAAUUAGAGAAGAUGAAGACGGCGACGACUACAGCGUCGCUUCCGAGAACGAUGGCGAUAAUUCCGUGCAAGUAAAGUAUCUAAAAAGAAGAAGUGGAUGCCACUAACUGGAGAUGCUCGCAAACAUAUUCAAAUUCUGUUGAAUGCUGCUCUGCUAGCUUCGACUCAAAAUGCUCCUAACAAGAAAUCAAAUCCCCAAGUUCAGCAUGUGCUUAACGAGGUUGUCCGGCGGAUAGAUCGAAAAUUGCUUCGAACUCUAGUGCCUGUUUCGACGAAGGAGAAGACAUUUGAUCGGGAGCAGCUCUCAUCACAAAAUGCUGCACUUCAGGUGGCAGUGAUGUCAGAAGUCGAGGAGAAUACCAUGUUGCAACAACAAAUAGAAGACGAAUUAAGCUUGAAAAAGAGGAGAAUGAGUUACGGUCACUUAGAGAACGAAACAGAACUGCAAGAACUGAGGGCAGUCAACAGCAGUCAUCUUCAACAUCACAACCAAAUCGAAUUCAUGACUAUGCGCAGGCGCUUAUGAUGAUCAAUCAAGUCCCUAAAUCAAAUAUGCA